Pangasianodon hypophthalmus (striped catfish) is the source of this 1743-nucleotide messenger RNA. Its product is annotated as hepatitis A virus cellular receptor 1 homolog. The record is from RefSeq and is a predicted model, not a curated record. The transcript has 13 exons. The coding region runs from base 103 to 1227 and encodes 374 amino acids. Lineage: Eukaryota; Metazoa; Chordata; Actinopteri; Siluriformes; Pangasiidae.
GACAAGACCCAUCUUAGAAGGAAAUGUGAUCUUGUGUAACAUCAGGGAGGAAGUCAUGUGCACAGGCUGGUCAAAAAUGAGUAAAGAGCACUUAUCAGCAGAAUGCCCCAUUUCACCAUGGAUCAGCUUCACUGUUGGAUCUCCUCACUUGGGCUCCUUCUGUGCCUCACAGUCUGUACAUGUAGGUCCAUGACUAUAUACGGCUUUGAGGGUCAGGAUGUCACUCUCCCAUGCAAGUAUGACUCGCGUUAUCAUGGGACAUGUGAUGUAUGUUGGAUGAGAGGAAGCAUCCCAACAAAUGGGUGUGGCACUCAAAUCAUUUACGCAAAUGAAAAAAAAGUGGUGAUGCGAAGCAAUGUGAGAUAUCAGCUAAACGGAGCACUGCAGAAGGGAGAUGCCUCUCUGACUAUCCUCAAAGCAAAAAAAAGUGACUCAGGAAAAUAUGGCUGCCGAGUCCAUGUGCCCGGAUGGUUCAACGAUAAAAAAAUUGUGGUCUACUUAGACAUUAGGGAAGCAACACAACGGACCUUCACCACUCUGGGAUAUGUAACUACUACGACACACAUUCCUACACACGCACCUGUUUCAACAACGCAACAUGAGACAACCUCCGUCCCAGAGCAUGUGACCACUAAGCAUACAGGACCUUUAACAACACAAGAUGAUAUAACCACCGUCCCUGAGCAUGUGACCACUAAACCUACAGAAACACAACAGACUUCUAGCACACUGGGAUAUGUAACUACUACAACACUCAUUUCUACACAGGGACCUUUAACAACACAAGAUGAUAUAACCACCGUCCCUGAGCAUGUGACCACUGAGCCUACAGAAACUCAGUGGACCUCUAGCACUCUGGGAUAUGUAACUACUACAACACACAUUGCUACACACGGACCUGUUUCAACAACGCAGGAUGAGACAACCACCAGCCCUGAGCAUGUGACCACUAAGCGUACGGUUGUGAUCUCAGAAAAUUACCCUGAUGCACCUUCUUCAGAAGACAAUAAGCAUGUGAAUGAAGAAAUAGAUGCGCUUCCUGCAAUCCUGGUGCCAGUUAUACUGAUUUUGCUGGUUUUGGGAAUCUCUGUUGUUUAUCUAACGUCUAAGCAUAAAAGAAGUUUCAGGACAACACUUGAAAUAGCCAAGAACUCAUCCACUUCUGUCUGCUACAGCAACCUGGACAGCAGCGUGACCCUGCCGAUGAUAAACUCAUCUAAUAAUUAGACAUUGAGAAUGAAUAUGACCAGAGAUCAUGAUAUUACAUGGAAUUUAUAUACAAAACACUGUACAUUAAUUUAAUUUGUUAUGAAACACUGUGAGUUUUAAUUACUUUUUUUUUACUUUAAUUACUCAUUAUUUUUAAAAACUGUGAAAAAUACAAAAUAGCUGGUCAUUGCAAAAAAAGUUGCAUGCAGUAGGACAUAAAAUACAAAAUGUUUUUCAGCUGAUUAGACCAUUGUUAGUGAAUGAAAUAACCUGCUGAAAAAUGUGUAUUUUGGUAACUUUGUUAAUUUGUAUUUUGAUAACUAUAACUAUGACUAUAUCACUAAUGUGAUGCUUCAUUUCUGAAAAAAAACAAAACAAUAAAGCAGCGUUGAAUAUAAAAGAAGCUGGUUACAUAGAAGAAAAAACUGUCUUAUGCAACAAAUGCUAUCUUUAUGUGAAAAUAUCCUAAAAAGGUUUUUCUAAAACUUCUGCAACAGGUUUUACACAUGAAGUGAAAUAAAAAGUCAGAUCCUG